GUCACUUUUAACAGUCUGAAAACCGUCAAUAUAGACAGAAGAGCUGCGAGCGGCUCUGGCAGCAGCAGAGGUCGAGAGCGUUUGUGACCCAUUACGCAUGGGGAGAAGACAUUAACUAAAACAAUUUUUAUUGGAAACAAAUAUUUGAGGCGCUAGUUAUACUGUCACAAUGACCGGAGGCAGUGGUGUCGAGGGAGUUUUACGAGUUUAACAAACCUGGAUUUUUUUUUUUCCUCUAUUUUUUGGACUUUGAUGAAAAAAAAAAAAACAUUAAACUUACUCCGAGAAAAUAGCGAGGCUAUUGUCCCUGAACUGUCAGUGGUGAAUUUUUAUUUUCCCAAGUUACAGCUAAGAGCGGCCAUUUAUCAGAUUAACAUCAAGACUUAAAGAAAAAAAAAGGAAGGAAGAAAAACGCCACGAAGGCUUAUUGAUUUCCGAACUAAAAAAGAAAAGUGGAUCAAGUUCAAUCUUGAUUUUAAGUCAGGUUGACUAUCUGACUUAAAAUCGAAAAGCACCUAAAACUAAGCUGAAGUGAACAGUGGAGUUACCUGGAGCAAGGAGCUGAAUGGCCUCUGUUGUAGCAGUGAAAUCUGAGAAGCGUCCUGCAGUUGAUUCUCAGGAUGCAGAGUCAAAUGCUAAAAAGCCCAGGAAAUUGCUGCCCAGCCUGAAGACCAAGCGAGCCCCCGAGCUUGUUCUGGUGAUUGGUACAGGGGUGAGCUCUGCAGUGGCUCCGCAGGUUCCUGCUCUUCGCUCUUGGAAAGGGCUUAUACAGGCCCUCCUCGACGCAGCCAAUGAUUUUGAUCUGCUGGAGGAGGAGGAGAGCCGGCGUUUCCAGAAGCACAUGCAGGAAGAUAAGAAUUUGGUGCAUGUGGCCCAUGACCUCAUUCAGAAACUUUCCCCGAGAACGGGAAAUGUUCGAUCCACGUUCUUCAAAGACUGUCUAUACGAAGUGUUUGACGACUUGGAAUGCAAGAUGGAGCACGCAGGGAAACACCUCCUGCGAUCUGUGCUGCAGUUGAUGGAGAGCGGCGCAUUGGUGCUUACCACCAACUUUGACAACCUGCUGGAGAUCUACGCAGCCCACCAGGACACCAAACUGGAGUCUUUAGACCUGACUGAUGAGAAGAAGGUGUUGGAGUGGGCUCAGGAGAAACGGAGGUUAAGUGUUCUGCAUAUUCACGGUGUUUACACUAACCCAUGUGGCAUUGUGCUGCACCCUGCUGGCUAUCAGAACGUACUGAGGAACACAGAGGUUAUGCGUGAGAUCCAGAAGCUGUAUGAGACUAAGUCUUUUGUGUUUCUCGGCUGUGGACGCACGGUGGACGACACAACCUUUCAGGCUUUGUUCCUGGAGGCGGUCAAACACAAGUCAGACCUGGAACACUUUAUGCUUGUGCGGCGGGAAGACGUGGGAGAGUUCAAGAAGCUGCGUGAUAACAUGUUGGACAAGGGCAUCAAGGUAAUCUCAUACGGCGACGAGUACGCUGACCUGCCUGAGUACUUUGAGAGGCUGGCCAACGAGAUCUGCAACCGCGACGUCUCUACCAAUGGCUGGGGAUCACCUUCACAAAACGCAGAGGAACAGCAGAAUGGCUUCAGCACACAGAAAAGCCUCCUACAGGGCUAAGAGCAGAUGCAACUCCUUGAUUCAGAGAAGAUGCCACUUUAAAUAGACAUUUUCAGAAUAACACAACUUAAACUUGGCCCAAAACUCAUUUCCUUAAUGCAUGAAAAUGAGUUUUCCAGAACGUGAUUUUCUUAAUUUUUCAAAUUCUUUGUAAGACUUUUGAAAUGUCUUUCUUUUACAGCUUGUGGUGGAUCCAGUUCACUAAGUGCUAUCCAGUCUAAUAUUUUAUUAGAUGAUGGGUGAGCUAAAAGCUGUCAGUAUUUUCCCCCAAUGCUCAUUUUAUUUCAUUUUUAAAUGAGUUGAGAUAAAUCUGUCAAUGCCAAAACCAUAAACCUCAAACCCCAAUUUCCCAACAUUUAAAUGCUGUAGAAAUCCUGGUGUUUCUACAGCUUCAUGAAAACUGAAAACCUAAAUGCUGAUGCAUUUAGCAUGCAACUAUACUCAGAUGACAGAUUGCUAUGUUCUCCCCUCAGAUUUGGCAAAACUCAUAGCUCUGCAAAUUAAAUAUGCAUUAAAAAAUGCAUCACCUUGAAGUACCUUACUGGUAUUUGCUUCAAGGCACAACAUGCGCUCCUAACUGAAAACAAGCCUUGCGUUGAUGGAUUGAAUCUGUCACGCUGAACCAAGUUACCAGAAUAAUUAAGGAAAGGGACGGAGAAUAUAACUUCUCCAGAAAUAUGACAAGUAAAUGAGACUGUGUUACAUAAAAAGGUCAGGCCCCUUUGCUUAAAACAAGUGUUCUUUGUCAGCUUUAUAUAUUUUUUAAAACCUGCAUGUGUUUCUGGUGUAGUAUUUAUAAGAACUAUUUUAAAAAUAAA
Poeciliopsis prolifica (blackstripe livebearer) is the source of this 2445-nucleotide messenger RNA. It is a transcript of the gene siral1, whose product is annotated as family with sequence similarity 118 member B. The record is from RefSeq and is a predicted model, not a curated record. Lineage: Eukaryota; Metazoa; Chordata; Actinopteri; Cyprinodontiformes; Poeciliidae. The coding region runs from base 566 to 1627 and encodes 353 amino acids. The transcript is spliced from 7 exons.